Messenger RNA from Amoebophrya sp. A120, 5736 nucleotides. NCBI's taxonomy places the organism in Eukaryota, Dinophyceae, Syndiniales, Amoebophryaceae. The record is from the annotation of a GenBank genome assembly.
CAAAAAUAUCGUGAAAUAAGCCAGCCACCAAAAUGUCGCAGUGCUCUUUCAUCCUACAUCUCUAGGAGAUUAUGGCUUUACGCCCUAUACGCCACGCGGCUCAUCCUGCGGUUCUGGUUGUCCUCUUCGAUGGGGUCAUAUACCGCUAAGCCGGCAGUUUUUGCUUCUUGUCACUCAAAUUCGAAUAGAUGAUUUUUAUCAUUUUCGUAGAAGAGAAAAGUGCCACCGGGCCGCUAUUUUUUCACUACCGCAUCAAGUGCACGCUUCAAGGCAGUCAACAAGUGCGACCAUUUCUCGAUGGGGUGUCGAUCACCACAAUCCAAAUGUACUGAAAAUCAUGACGUCCUCCAGUGAGGACCGAAUAAAAGACGCGGGAAAUACCAAAGACUUCUGCGGUCGUUGUACCUCUACAAGUGCUUCUGGUGAGGGGGCUGCCAGCACCUCUCCGCGUCGCUGCGGUUUCAGGCGAGAGGAAAUAGAACAAGGUCACGAUUUUUCCCGAGCCACGACCGCCGCAAGUAGUACUACCUCCACCCCGCGACCACCGUCCUCCGAGCCGAGUUCCUUCAAGGCACACGAGGAUCACGCUCGUACCUGCUCAGCAGAGGUAGAGGUUUCGUCGUUGUCGGAAAACGCAAAAAAGAGCAGCAACGUAGUACUAGCUCCUGAGGAGCAAGGCGAUUACGUGAACUCAAACCACCAGAACCGGGACGACAAAACCAAGUCCACAGGCAUGAUGGACGGAAAUGCCGGGGACGAGUUUGAUGGCCUGUUCGAUAACCUGGACAUGUCUGAGCUUGAAGAUGGGGGCGUCGACAAAAAACUGAAGAACGACAACAGUGAGCAGCUGCGGCCAGGGAAAAAAGUUGUUCAGAAUCCGGCACUGCAACAAGCUAGCUUAGUUCAAGGAGGAGGAGCUGCAUCUUCAUCGUCUACUGCAACGAUCGGACGCCCUUUGCCUGGAUCGACCGCAGCCGUCGUGAACGUGGCGGCAGCUGCUCCACUUGGUGUUGGUUCUUCCACAGGAGUCCUUGGGCAACAAGUUGUACUCUCGGCAAACGCAAAGCGCCCCGGAACCACGAGUGCGACUACUUUUGUUCCGCCCCAGCGCGGUGCGGGGGUUGCUGUGCCUGUCGCAAACCCGCUUCCUGCGCACCUGGUGCAGCAUCCUCAACUGGCAGUACCCGCCGGUGCUCGUCAACCAGUCCCGACUAUGCAGAUGAAGAUGGGUUUCGGAAUGCAGCAGCCUUUCGCUGCCAAUCCAGGAACGGGAGCUUUCGCCGGAAGCGGUGCGCUUGGCGCAGGAGGGCCCGCUGCUGUGCCAGGUGCUGUCCUGACUAGUCAAGGUGCUCUACUAGUACCGCCAGCGUCAGUAGUUGCGGGAGUUGGUGCCGCAGCCAGCUCGUCGAAGGUCCCGGCUGUUCUCGGAGUUGGAGGGGCUGUACCGUCCACCUCUCUGUCUAACGGUCAGGGUGGCAUGGAAGAUUUGCAUCGCGAAGACCCACAAGAACCCUUGCAUCAGUGGCGCCCCGUCUUUCGCGACGACAUCGCUAUUUCGACAGGACAGUUCAUCGUGCGGAGUCAGAAGGUGCGCACAAAGGAAGACCUCUCGACAAACACGCAACAGAAGAUCGCAAACGAAAAGGCUGAAUUCAGAGCAAAUGCAGUUGACGAUGGCGGAAACGUCAAGAUGCAAGACGCGGGAACGGGAGCGGUUGCGCCCAAUGCAGCGACUGAAGAACACGAGGUGGACCACUGCGGAGCUCCUUGGUACCUCUCGCGACUGGCGAACUGGCGCAUAGUGCAAAAAAUCCACGCGAGCAGCAAGGUGGGAGCAAGUACAAUCGCAAAGAUGGAGAUUCAUGCGAAAAUGAAACCGGAGCUGGAGAAAAAGCCCGAGGAAAACCUGCAUUUCCCGGACGCCCACGCCGAGAGCGAAGAGAUUCGUGAAUCGUCGUAUUUGACCGCUUUGCCUGUGUUUCACACGAACCUGACCCAGGAAAAUUGCCGGAAGACUGCUUUCGAGGCCGAGGUAGAAGACCACCCCAAUUACCAGUGGGAGCAGCGGCAACUGGAACUGGUGAAUGGCGUCCAGACUUUGCAGUGGCAGAUGCAAGAGGCGCAGCGACGAGCGCUCCUUGCGCAACAGGAGGCGAAUCGCAAAAAGCAGCAGCUGGUCGCCAUGAACCCGUCUCUCGGACCUGUAUUGUUUCCGGGGGUCCUCGCGAAAGGGGCUAAUUCAAGUUCUGCUCCACCAAAAGGUAAAGGAGCGCAGCAGCUUCCAGGAGCCUACACGGGAGCGGGACUACAACUCGCGGCACCAGGUGCUCCGCUCCCGAUGAUGCAGGCACAGACAGUGCCGGUUAAUUCCUUCGGAUUUGGUCCACAACUGCUCCAGCAAGCGUCCGCUGUUGCGCAAUCAGGAGCUGCCUACCCAGCAGGCUACAGCGCUGCUUUCCAAAGCACGACCCAACCUCGUCUUGCUGCUGCCGCGUUAAAGCGUUCCGCCGUGCCGCUAGCAACGGGAAGCACUGCCUCAUCAGCGUCUGCGGCCCAACAGCCCGCACUCAAGAGGCCACGAAUCUCAAUGGAGUCCGUACAGGGCGCCGGAGGACAGGAACAACUGCAACAGAACGCUGGAACAACGGGGACCGGCAAGAAGGCCCGUCCGACGCUGCGCAUCAGGCCAAAGAAGAGCGUCGAACCCGAAGAGAAAAAAUCGCUCUUCGCAGCGACAGCUGCGGCCGGAGCGACCACCAGCAAACCUCCGGCUCCGAGCGGAGCAUCUUCCUCAGGCGCAGCGGGAGGAGCACCUUCAGCGAGUGUUCUUCCUGGUGGUGCGACGCAGCUGCAACCACCAGUGGGAUCCAAUGCGGCGUUUCCAAAAAUGCCUCCGAUGAAGUCUCAGAUUGCGAUCCCUCAGACCAGAGAGCUGUAUAACUAUCCCCCGGUCGUGCAAAAGUCCCGUAGUUCGCUCAGGAGCCGCAUCAAUUUUGUAUGACAGCAGACGGCCGCGGCUCGCGGCUUCAACGCGUUUUUUUGUUCUUGUGCAGCGAGAGAACCUCCAACUGGAAAAGCAUACAAUUUCAAUUACAACAACUAAAUCAUAUCUAAUGUAUGAGUUAAUGAUUGCAUAUGCAUGCACAUGAUUGAUCGUACGAAAGCCAGGGCCAGGGCAAAUUCUUGAAAUGCGUCUCUAUGCAACUACAGCGACACGCUUGCAAUUUCAUAACAAGUCCGGGCAUUACAAAGUGACAAUUUUACGCACGAUGAACGAGACCGCCAAGCUCCUCCGCUCGGAGCAUGACAUCAAUCUCACGCAAAUACCACCGCCCAAACCUGACGAGAAGGUCGUGGCCACUAUGCCUGCAACGAGGCACAGACUUGUGCUGCAACAGCAACAGGAGUUGCUGCAGCAGGCGGCCGAAAUAAAGGGAGGGAAAAAGUUACCCAAGACCUCUUCGCUCCCCUCCCUGCAGCGAAUGGGGUCUUCCUCGCAGAACCUGAGCACACUCGGGGAGGCUGCCGGAGGUGCGAACAAUGCGGGAACGAACAAUGUCCCCUCCGACGACGAGGAGCGCGGCAGCAGCGUGGUAUCCGCGGGAGGCAAAUUAGAGAAGGCAGCUGCGGCGUCCUCGGUGAAUGGUGUCGGGGGAGCGUCCUCGGCCGUGACCAGUGCUGCCGGCGGGAACAAGCCGCUGUCUUCGUCGCGGUCAGACAUCGGCGGCGCAGCGUCCUCCAUGGUUUCCUCACAAACUGGCGCGAACAAGCGGGGGAAGAAAAAAGGCAAAAAGCUGGGCGCAAACGGAUCGCAGAUCGGGCAAUACGUACUUUAUUUUGGCUUGUGCAGAUGAUUCGCGAUCGCGCGAGCCAGCGACUCAGUUUAUUCUGAUUGUCUGAGGAGCACUGCGAGUCGGAUGAACUGAUCUAUCUUCAACUGACGCCCUCACUACAGACACGAAAUUCGUAGCUCGCUGCACCACAACUUCUUUAUUUCUUCCGGUAAUGAAACAAACUGAAAAGCAAUAAUCUACCUCCAGAAUAAAAAUCACAGGACAUGUACUACCUCCGGGAAGCGGAUAACGAUGAGAUACGACAAGCGUGCUACGAGUGCCACAUGACGAAGCCAACUUUCUCGGAGAAAAAUGAAGCUGCCUGGGUACUGCUGGAAGUUGAGAUGAAGAAAAAAUGCAUCGCAAGAGCCUUGCUGUUCUUGCUGCUGUUACCUAGAUAGGAUGAAAUUACGUAACGUCCUCUGGCGCAUCUUGACGUCUAUUCUUCAUGCAUGAAAACGAAAUAGGAAAAGAAUAAGAAAUGAUCCACUCUAUCUAGAGGGACAAACAAAAGGCAUAGUGGUGUUGUGCCUAGCUGUAGCUGUACUGGCGCACAAAAUUUCAGGUGAAAAGGCGAAUAUUUGAGGAUCGGCAAUGGUCGUGCAAAAGUUGGGUGUUGUUAGACCGAACCAACGAGGUUCGGGCGGCGAUGACGUGCCGUGUCAACCACUGCCGACCGCUCACCGAGGAGGAGCGAGACAAUUUGCCUCUAGUGGCGCGGGGAAACAAAUGGGAAACCGAAACAAACCCGUUCUACUGGAUCCAGAUCAUGAACAUGAGUGCGCUCGUGGAAGGCCAGGGAGAUGGCAAUCGAAUGUACAAAGUCAUGGAAAAUCUGUGGCGAAGAGAAGGUAAGUCUAAGUAGCUGCAGCAUAAAUAGGUUCUCCCAACAACUCAUCCUUGUUGUCCCGCACUGAGGUAGACUUACUUAAGAGCUACCCAUUGCUCGAACUACACAUGUAGUGGUCAAUUGUCAUGUUGAUGCGUUCGGGCAAAACAAGGCUGGUCACAGUGGUCCGAGCAGUACAUACAAAAGUCAGUUUUACCUAGUAAAAACUUGGAACUAGUUGUUUGUGCGCAAUUUUCCUCAGGCUUCAAGAUCGUUACACUGUAUCCUGCCGAUAACGAUGCCGCGCCGAAGUAUUGGGGCAACUUGGGCUUCAAGGAGUACAAGGGUCACCUGACCAUGCUACCCAUGCGGGCGAAGGAGGGACCCCACGCCGAUCUUGUCGCCGAAAUGGACGUCGGAACUGGACAAAUACUCCCCCUCUGGGAAAAGGACCUGCAGAAACGCACCAUGGCCCGGCGCGGCAACGUCAACCGCUCACUUUUUGACGGCCGAGCCGGGUACUGAUUUAUUCUAGGGGGUGUUGGCAACCUCCGCGACGUCCUCAUCCUGCUCUGCAGCAAUACGAUAGGGACAGGAGCCUCGAUCCGGUUCCGGAGGAGAACCGCGACACCUACUCUUCCUUUCAUUUUUUUCUUUUUGGGUCGGCGCAGAAAGACAUACAGCCGUGCCUUCUCUAUAAAUCAUAAGCCCCCCUCGCGUCAUGCCCUACCUUGCAUCAGCUUCAGCUCCCCCUUUACCAUUGAAGCGGUAGAAUGGUGACUCACGCCCCCAGUGUCGGUACAAAAAUCUUCUCGCUCAGUAACAGUAGGGUGCGAUCGGGAUCAUGAGCGAACAAGUAGAAGUACUAGAUUACUCUUAUCACUCAGCGACAGCGACCUUUUUCGUUUUUCCACAGGUAUUUGUCCUCAUCUUGUUUUGCUUGUGACGAUGAGCAAAUACACAAGAAUGAAACGCAAAGUACCAGGAUUAACACAUAUCAUGCAGAACAAUGUAAGCGACCGAGACAAUGUUGCCUAUUACUAUUUUUAGUAGGCGCAUGUAAAUUAUCGUGGC